Messenger RNA from Fonticula alba, 1644 nucleotides. RefSeq lists its product as hypothetical. Lineage: Eukaryota; Rotosphaerida; Fonticulaceae. Gene Ontology annotation, cellular component: cytoplasm; transcription elongation factor complex; elongator holoenzyme complex. The coding region runs from base 144 to 1607 and encodes 487 amino acids. The record is from RefSeq and is a predicted model, not a curated record. Gene Ontology annotation, biological process: tRNA wobble uridine modification. The transcript has 4 exons.
CCUGGCCAGCUUCUCGGAGAGGCAGUCGCAUACUCUCUCCCCUCCCCCGCCCUCUUGCUGCCGGCCCCCGUGUUCCGCUCCCACCGUUUGCCCUCCUCGCCCGUCUGGGGUCUUGUGCGCUCUCCUUUCCUCCUCGCCCGAGCAUGAGUGGAUUCCGCCGCGGGGUGAGCCCCCUCGCCCGGGCCCCGCCCCCAUCUGAUCAGCCGCAGCAGCAACCAUCGCCACUGCGGGCCCCGGCUGCCCCGCAGAGCGCCCCGGCCGGCGACGCGCCGCGCGGUAGCCGCGUUCUCCGGCGCAUCGCCACCUUCACCGUUCCGAGCGGCAUUUCCGGCUUGCCAGAUCUCCUGAGCGAUGGUCUUGAGGGGGGCCUGCCGCUCGGGGCCAUCCUCCUGUUUGAGGCUGGCGGCGAGUCCGGGGCCCUUCCCCCCUCGGAGCCGGGCCACACGCAUGCCGGGCCGGAAGUCCAGUCCGGCCCGGAGGCGGCGGCCGGGCUGCUGGCGCGCGGCCUGCUGGCACGUGGCAUCCCCGAUCGACAUGCGCUGGCCUUCGCCGGGGCCGGGGCACGCGCCACCCUUGCCUCACUGCCCACCACAUACGACCCGACUCCCGAUGCCGCGGCGGCCGGGGCAGCCAGCGCGGCGGCGGCCGCCGACGACGCCAGCCUCAAGAUUGCCUGGCGCUAUCGCGGCCAGCGGGGAGACCCCCAGGUGUCGGACGCCCAGGCCCUCCCGGGAGCCGGGGUCCUGGAGGUGAACUUCCAAAGCCGCAUUGAGCGGGCCGAUCUGCGCGCAUGUGCCAAUGUCUUUGCCUUUGAGGGUGGCGCCGCUGGUGGGGCAGCGCGAUCCUUCCACCUGGCUCCCGAUGCCGAGGGUGACGACUCGUCGCUCUUUGUCCCGAGCAGCCCCCCUCCCAAGCCGGCCGGCCCCUCGCCGCCCGGGGGCGACCUGGGCGAUCUGCUGGCCUGGUGCGCGACCAUCCUGCGGCAAUUCGAAUUCCAAACACAAAUGAAGGAGCACGGUGCCAUCGACCGGUUGCAGGUCCUCCGCAUGUGGAUCGAUCUGGCCCCCUUCUGCGGGGGAGCCUCUCGGGCGGCCGACGCCACCGAGGUGGCGGCCUUCCUGUGGCGCUUGCGUGCUCUGGCCCGGCGAGCGCUCGUCCUGCUAACCGUCACCCUGCCCGCAUGGCUGGGCGAGGGGGCCCACGCAGCCGGCGACGCGGACUUCGAUGAUGACGAUGCAGCGGAGGCGGCGCUGGUCGCGGCUCGACGCGCUUGCGGUCGUGGCAUUCGCCUGGUCACUCUGCCCGCCGGGUCGCCCCUGCACCCGGCCCCGGGGCAUGGCUCCCGCGCCUGGCUCCUGACAACCACGCUGAGCACCACGGCCGGGACCCUGGAACGAACCCCCGGCGCCGGGGUCGGCCUUUGGACCAUGCGUCUCUCCCGGCGCCGGGCUCUGGUUGAGCGGGCCCGCGAGGCUCCGGCUCUGCCUGGCGGCGCUGGGGCUCCGGAAAUCAUCGGCCGAACGGCCGGCCCCGGCCCCGGCGCCGGCGCCGGCUGCUCGACCAGCCAAUCCGGCCCCGGCAGCGGCCAAUCCGAUCUGUCCUGGUGACCUGACCUGUCCGGCGAAUAGCAUGAAGAUCCACACA